Molecule: messenger RNA, 948 nt
Organism: Parnassius mnemosyne (clouded apollo)
Lineage: Eukaryota; Metazoa; Arthropoda; Insecta; Lepidoptera; Papilionidae
Source: the annotation of a GenBank genome assembly
AUGAGUGCUGUUCCUGUGGUCACCUUCAACAACGGACACACCUGUCCCGUCAUCGGCUUGGGCACGUGGAAGUCCAAACCUGGCGAGGUGACGCAGGCUGUGAAGGAGGCAAUCGACAUCGGCUAUCGGCACAUCGACUGCGCACACAUUUACCUCAACGAGAAAGAGGUUGGAGAAGCGUUGAAGGCGAAGUUUGACGAGGGCGUGGUCAAAAGGGAAGAUAUCUUCAUCACAUCGAAGCUCUGGUGUACCUUCCACCGGCCGGACCUCGUGGAGGGAGCGCUGAAGACCACCCUCAAGAACUUGGGCCUAGAGUACCUGGACUUGUACCUCAUUCACUGGCCGCAAGCAUACAAGGAGGGUGAUGAAUUAUUCCCAACGGACGCUGAUGGCAAAGCGGCGCCAUCACCCGUGGACUUUGUAGAUACCUGGAAGGCGAUGGAGGCUCUCGUGGACAAGGGUCUGGUGAAGAGCAUCGGAGUCUCCAAUUUCAACAAGAAGCAACUGAAUAGGGUCAUGGAGGCUGCAAGGAUCAAGCCCGCCGUCAAUCAGAUCGAAGUCCACCCGUACCUGAACCAGCAGAAGUUGUUCGACCACUGCAAGUCCCUGGGCGUAGCGGUGACUGCAUACUCCCCGCUGGGCUCCCCCGACAGACCCUGGGCGAAGCCUGGUGACCCCCAAUUGAUGGAGGACAAGAGGCUGAAGAGCAUUGCCGAUAAAUACAAGAAGACCAUAGCGCAGGUCCUCAUCAGAUACGCGAUCGAUCGCGGCAUGAUCGUGAUCCCGAAGUCUGUGACGCGUUCCCGCAUCGAGCAGAACUUCCAGGUGUUCGACUUUAAGCUGGCGCCCGAAGACCUGCAGCAAAUCGCGGAGCUCGAGUGCAACGGCAGGGUCUGCAGCAUGGGCGACGUCCACCAUCCAGACUACCCGUUCCACGACGAGUUCUAG